AUGAGUAGUCCAUCACACGACCAGCCAGUCGAUCUGGUCAUUCGAUUCACCGCUGCCAUACCCGAUGUCGUGAUUAGGGUACCUUCUGCGAAACUCACUACACCACUGGGUCUGCGACAACAGAUCAGAUCGCAGUUACCUGCCUCGUACGCCGCGAACCGCCUACGCCUUAUCUCUGCAGGAAAAGUGCUCCCCGAUGCGACGGCACUUGCGAAAUGUAUCAAUAUUCCUUCACCACCACCUCGCGCCAAAAAUGAUGUAGCUGGANGCAAAGAUAAAACCAAGGGCAAGGCUCCUGCAGAGAGUAGCGUCUCUAGAGUCUACAUUCACUGCUCGAUUGGCGAUGCCCUGACUCCAGGAGACAUUGCUUCAGAAGCAGAGGCUGCCGAGAAGGCCGACAAAGCACUUCUGACAGAAACCAAAGUCGAAACCGCUCCCACGCCGAGUCAAAGUGCUGCUACUACUACCUCGUCCACACCUGCCCCGCGCGGCUUUGAUCGUCUGCUAUCCGCUGGCUUUUCUCCUGGCGAUGUAGCAAACCUCCGCGCACAGUUCAUGGCCAUUCAAGCACACACCCAUACUCCCGACGCGAUGCCAACUGGAGACGAGCUCCGAUCGCUCGAAGAAAGAUGGCUCGAGAACGACCCUGCAAAUGCCGCGAACGGAGGAGCAGCAGGCACAGAUGAAGAAGGUGGACUAGAAGAUAUGCUCUGGGGUAAUCUCAUGGGCUUCUUUUGGCCCAUCGCAGCUGCGUGUUGGCUGAUGCGCGAGGAAGGCAUCUGGACGAGACGUAUGCAGAUUUCCGUGCUGAGUGGGUUGCUGGUUAACCUCACCUUUGGCUUUUUGAGAAUCACGUCUUGA
This is a messenger RNA of Aureobasidium musti, 861 nucleotides long. Lineage: Eukaryota; Fungi; Ascomycota; Dothideomycetes; Dothideales; Saccotheciaceae. The record is from the annotation of a GenBank genome assembly.